Molecule: messenger RNA, 2726 nt
Organism: Rhodamnia argentea
Lineage: Eukaryota; Viridiplantae; Streptophyta; Magnoliopsida; Myrtales; Myrtaceae
Exons: 8
Coding region: 407-1921 (504 amino acids)
Source: RefSeq, a predicted model, not a curated record
GGCCUCCAUGUCUCUCGGGUGGGCCGCACUUUCUUCACCUGCUUCUGCUUGUCUUCUUUCCGCUUUCCUUCAGCAUUGACGCUGACGGUCAGGUUUCGAUUCACUCGCAUCUGCAUCCAGCGACAAGCUCCCUGAGAAGUCCGAACUGGUUUUCUUCUUUCGUUUUCGGAAGGUGCUGUUUCGCUUUGAUGAGAUCUUCUCCCAGCCAUACCUAGUUAGCUGAUUGAACCUGGAUAAGUUUCGCAUUCCAAAUUCAGUCUGACUUUCUCGAUAGAGGUGAUCUCUCAUUACGAGACCUCACCUCUUUGUCCAUCAGUUUAAAUGGGUUGAUGUCUUGACAAGAGUAGACUUUUCUGUCGAAAGCUGUGAAGCGGUUGAAGAAGAAUGGCAGCUCGAUUAGUUAUGUAUGUUGGAGUUACUCUCGGUCUUACCCGUUGACUGGAACCGGAUAUCUGGUCGAGGCAUCUCGAUGGAAGACUCACGGCAUAAUUCCACCCUGAACAAAAACCCUGAAACCACUAGUUUUGUUCCUGGGAAAAAGGUUUCUCAGACGUCUCUGGUUGCAUCAAGGCCAAAAACAUUCUCAAAAAAUAAAUUCAAUUACAGGCACAUAGCUUCCCUGGGACAUGGCCGAAUUAGAAGCAGUGUAUUUGGUGAUUUAGCAUUCUUUUUGCUCAAAGUUGCAGCACUAGAAUCUGUGAGGAGGUUUUCCAGGGCCAAGUGUCCAAUUGCUUGGCGCGGUCUUCAGGCUUUACAACUUCUCUGUUACCCACCAUUAAAGUGGCUACAGAGAUGGGCUCCCUUCAGGGGUUUGGUAAAAGGCAUGCAGACAUUGUCCAGGCCUCUAUUAGUUCUAUCAGUAGCUACAGCAUUCUCUGAUCAAGAAGAGCCUACCUCUGAAAGUUUGGAUGCUGUGAGCGAUUGCCAAGAAUAUUCUAAUGUACGUUCAGAUCCGGCUACUUUGCAGCAUUCUUCAGAUGCCAAGUGCAUGAUCUGCAAUGAAGCUCCUCAGAUUCUAGCAUCAGAAAAUUGGUUAGUCAGUUUGCAUAAAGAACUGGAAGAUCAAGGGAUUACCUUGCCAGACAGAAUGGAUGAGGAUGAGCUCCGUAGAUUUCAUGUUGCCGCAAAUGGUGAUUUCUCAUCCUUGGUGUCCUCAAUUAAGAGGACAAUUCUUUGGAGGGAAACUUACAGACUCCUCACCGAGGAAGAACUUGAGGUUUGGUCGAAUUUGCUCUUCUGGCAUGGAGUUGAUUUGAGACAUAGGCCAUGUCUCAUAGUGCGGCUUGGCUUGGCUUUCAUCAGCUUGCCACCACACGAGAGACCUCGCUUCUCUCAAGCUGUCAUAUCUCAGGUGGAAUGCGGAGUGCUUCGCUUGGUUAAUUCUGACAGUACCCGAAUUACCGUUGUCGUUGACUGUCAGGGUUUAUCUCCAUAUAGAAUCCCCAUGCAAAUAAUAAGAUCUUGUUUAUUCCUUCUGCAAGAUCAUUACCCAGGCCGGCUUGGUUGUGUGUUUGUUAUACGACUUCGCCCUGUUUUGCGAGUUAUUUGCCAGACUCUAGUACAGGUUCUGAGACCUUCCACCCGAGAGAAGCUGAGGAUUCAUGGAGAAAAUUAUCAGAAGGUUCUUGCCGAGAGUCUUCAGACACUCCCAUUGUAUCUUGGUGGCAAUUGCAAUUGCACGAGCUGUAGAAUCAUGAGCAAUUGUGAUGUGCAGCAGCGUUCUGAGACUGAGAGCCCAAAUUCUGGGGCUGAUUUCUCUGAUGUUGAGGACAGAGAGGAGCAACCUCAUGUCCAUAAUUAUGAGAGGCAUAGGGAUGGCAAUGCUAACUGGGACUUGGCGGUGAAAACAGCUAUGCUUGUCAUCCUUAUGUUGCUUGCCUUGGUUACUCUGCUAUCUGAUCCAGAGCACCGUCCCUUAUAGUUCUCAUGAGACAUGCAGCCGGUUGUCUCUGAUAUGGGGACAUUUUUUUGGAAACUUAGGUUAGGGAAGGUCCUGUAGGCAAAUUUUUUUUAGCAUUCAUGCCUCCUCUAAUGGAGAGGAGUCAGUAAGCCAAGAGUUUAUGCCAGUAGAGAUUUGUUUUGAUCCUAGUCCGUGUAGAUUUCAUUGUGUAGUUUCUUCUGGCGAAUUGCUUGGGAUUGAGAGUGUUUAAUGUGGCCAUAGUAGUAUUGUAGGGUCAAGAUAAGAAAUACAAGAGACCAUUAGCCAAAGCAGUCAUUAGGUUGUAGAGUUUGUCUGCGAGAUGAAAGAAAGAAGCAGAAAGAGGAACUGCAUAAGAGAGUGAACAACACUAAGCAGGAAGGAAGGACACAAGGAGGGAGGGACAGAGGAAAAUGAAGUUGCGGGCUGGUCAUCUGUCAAUAGGAGCAGUAGCUUGCACUUGGUGUCGAAGUUCACGGAGACGGAUGUUGCUGCCUCAACUGAAAAAAGCCGAGUUACCCGUGCAAAAGUGGGCAUGAUACUACAAGGUCAUGAAAAGCCUCUCUCCUUGCCAAUUUGCCAUGUCAUGUGGUUGGUGGUAAGAUCUCUCUUUGACCAAUUUCCAGCCUCUGAGAUUUAUCUGAUAUCGUGAAUUUUUCUUUUGGAAAGUUUUCGAUUUGGCUGCCAAAGUAUAUGGCCUUCUGUGUAAUACGGAGUAGCGAACCCCAGGAUUUUCCCUUUCCAGUUUCUGGGAAGCGUCAGAUUUUUUCUAUGUUCAUUGGGUGGCAAUUUUGUGCUUAUAUUCUUA